This is a messenger RNA of Solanum lycopersicum (tomato), 3604 nucleotides long. The record is from RefSeq and is a predicted model, not a curated record. Lineage: Eukaryota; Viridiplantae; Streptophyta; Magnoliopsida; Solanales; Solanaceae.
CCAUUUUCCUUUGCAGUAUUCCAGCGUUAGAAAAACUCAGCCCAAUUCCCUUCCUCCAUUGCAAAUUUGUGACCCCAUCCACUUUCCCUGUGUCGUCUUCCCCAUAUUCUCCCGUACGUCUACUAUCUCUAAAGCAGAUUAAGCAGUCGUAUCAUCUGUCUUUGUAGCAUUUGGAUUGAGACACGUUGCCUUUGCAAGGACACGAAAUCCAUCCACUUCGUUCGUUCUCCUUUCUUCUUUGGGGAUGAAUUGAAAAAUGCAGAAAAGGGUGUCUGCCCUUUUUGGGUGAAAGGCUUUUGAAUUUCGAAUUUGGGAUUAGGCUUGGUUUUCCAUCCAAUUUUUCUUCCGUUUCCUUCCAAAAUCCGUAACUGUAGUGGUUCAUCUAUAUAUAAUCGCUUUGAGAGAAAGCAGAGGGUGAUUUUUUUCUUUUGAUAUGUUUUAGCAAAAAGAAGCAAGAACUUUUACAGCAACAUAAGCAAGAAUACAUAAAUUUUUAUAUCAGAUACGUUUAAAAACAGAAAAUUGGUUUAAUUUUGGUGUUGAGUCUGGUUUUUUUCCUCAAUACCUUGAUUGUUGCUCGUGUCCGAGUCUUGGUUUGUAGGAAGUCGUCAUCCUAACUUAUUGUUGUCUCAGUUGCUGCCCGGAAGAAGUUUGACAUGGUCAUAGCCGCACCACCUCAACUCACAAUGUGGUAUGGCAAUCUCGACGGGGAUCGUAGAAGAACUCUCAACAAAUAUGUGGGUGCUCUGACAUAAUUGAUCGACAUGAACGGUUGACCGGAAUUGGUUGAGGUCCUCACAGGCUACUGGGAUAGCCAAUGAAUGGUGGUCCGAUUCAGAACCACCAAAAUAACCUCGACUUUGGAGGAAAUCAGAGAAUGCAUAGACACGGUAGGCACUGGGAUAGAAAGGAUAGCAAGAAAACAAGAAGACAUCUUUAUCCCUAAUAAGCCUUUUGUAGAAGAUAUUGCAAACUGGUUUGAGUUGGGGAAAGACUUUGCCUACUGGUUCCAAGAAUCCCAUGUAGCAUUCUGAGAUCUGUACAUGUAAUUUGGACAUGCAAGCGUUUACGCCACUUACAACCAAGAGUUCAAGAUCUCCUACCGAGAAUGGUAUGAAAUUUGUCCAUUAGCAUUUGCUGUAGCGUUAUUGGGAACGAUGGUAUUUCCACAUAGUCCAAGUCUCAGUAUCAAUACUCGAGUUAUAACACUCGUGCAUACUUUGUUCAAAGGGUAUGAGAACAAAAGGGAUAACAAAGUACUACCCUAUCGCUCCGGUCAUCCUGUUUGAUAUGUAUCGAGCCUUGGGAAAAUGCAAAGAGGGACAUCGAUACUUCCAAGGAUGCAACUUGCUCCUUCAGCUGUGGAUCCUCAGCCAUUUAGCGAAGGGUGCUGGGACUCGGGAGAUGCAUACUCUUGACAACAAGAACUCCCUUAAAGAUUUGAAUGAUAUGUUGUACUAGGCGAAUAUGGACAAUCGGAGAACAAGAGGGAGAUGGGCUCAGAUUCUCUCCGAAUUGAGAGAAGAAGAUCUCCAAUGGGUGCUUGACCGUUUCAUCUCCAAAGAAGUUAUCGUGGAGAGAUGCAGACAAAUUGUGCUUCCUCAACCAGACAUUUGGGGAAUUCACCCUUAUGCACCCUUCCGAGUCUUGCAACAGUUCAGGAGGAGAAAAACUGUACCCAAAGAGGCUUAUAUGGUGCUUAUGUAUACGAUAUUGGAGACGAUAGAUUGCACGACGUAUCUUAAAUGUUCAAAUAAUGGAAAAUUACUAAGCAUAUGGAUAAAGACACCAUCGCCCCUGACCGAUUUAAUGCUCGAUACGACGAGGGUUACAAAAAAUGGUUGAAAAAAAACAUACAAAGUAUCUCCUCCCCAACCCCGCACAACUUUUGCAGUGUGACAGGCAAAGAAGCAAAGGCAGUGGGCGAGCUAUAAGAGGUAAAGAAAGAGUCCCAAUAAAUGUACGCUAAAUUUGUCGAGAACCAAGACACUCUUGAGAGGAAGAUUUAAGAGGUGAAAAGAUUGAGGCAUAGCUAUGAUGAUUUUGAUACCUGGGUCAAGGAGAAAAUCGAGAGGAUACGACACGAAAGCUUGGAAGACAAAGGACGCCUGGAUGAAGGAUUCUUGCUGAUGCUAAGAUAUAUGUUUCAGCAAUACAAGACUAAGGGGCACGACGACGGAGCAGGACCAUUAGGCACAACAUAUUGGAUUUUGCCCUUUUCUGGGUUUUUAUAUUUAUUUAAGUUGUUUUAGCCCCUGCGUGGGCCUGCCUUUAUUGCACUUUCAAAUGGCCCCUGCGUGGGUCUGUCUUUAAUUUUUAUCCUUUGUUAUCCCCUUUGUGAACAUUAUUAUUGAAUUGUGAAAUUCAUUUGGGGGGGAAUUGUUUAUAUGGUUUAAAUUCACACGUACAUCAUUCAGAUGCGCUAGGCCUUACCUUGGCACAAAAGGGUCCCCCUGUAUGUUUUAGGAUAGUGAUAUCGGUGUUUAACUGUUUAUGUGUUUUGUUGAUAAGAAUGAGGAUAUUGGAAACCCACUCUUUUCUAGAAAUUUCCAAAAUAUAUACAUAAGUCACUAUCACAAAUGUCUGACCAAAUUUUUUUGAAUCUUAAGUUUCUCACUCAAAAGACAAACCUCAUCUCCAAAUCGUAAACAUUAUUCUACUGUCUUAGGAAAGGCAAAAUCACCUCAAUGGACAAAGGAAAGGGUAUUCAAACUGAACCAAGUGAAGAAGAGUGGGUCCAGAUGCAAAAGCAGCGAAAGCGUCUGUACAAAUUACUAAUUCCUCCUGAGAGCCCUGAACAGGAGAUGAAUGAAGAAUGUUUUGAAGAGGAAAGUUAUGAGGAGUUACUUGCCCUCCCUCCUUCUUUCGAGGGGCAUCUGACAAACACAGACAACAAAAUUUCUCCCGAGGCAUAUUUGCACGAAGAACAAAAGAUGAUGGAGGUCAUUUCGUGCGCUCUCAUUUUUGAACACUAUCGGUCUAGGGGCCUGCUAGGACCCGUUAAGGAAGCGUCCUCCCAAGUGGGAUUAGGAGAUCUCCGCAAGACAUGUGAAUGUCAUCUUAGGGAGAAAGGACAUACAAUUGAGGAGUGUAUUGGUUUUAAAAUGCAGUCCGCUAUUUAUUCACUAUUGAUAGUACUCCUAACACUUGGGGUGACAACGUCAUCCUUGCAUGUGAUGAACCACGACUUGACAUACCGGUCACAGAGGGAACCAAAUUCUAUCAUUGCUUAUUUACACCUUUCAAGAAAACAAUAUGGGAAAUCUACUCGAAUUUGGUUCAGAAAGGCGUCUUUACCCAUUACUACUAGAAUGUGGACAUGCAAUAUUCUCUUCAGCACGAAAUCCGAAAUCAUUGUCCCUAUCAUCAUCACUCCACAGACCACAACAUUUAAAAGUGUCUCGACUUCAAUCACAACCUCAAAUCCCUCAUUAGCAUGGGAAAGAUUCAAGUUGAGACCGUUCCCCGUGGCUAAGAUGAAGAUGACAAAGAGAAGAAAAUGACUUAGAUGGAGUCAUUGGUUUAUCUUUACAGCUUUGUUGUUUUUCCGUUUCCUUGUAAUCCCAAUGAAUUAAAGAAUGAAAAUAUUCUCUUUGUACUCGAA